CAAACGAGCACAGCAAACUCGCAAACUAGCGACUGAUUCAAUUGACAGCUGAUGAGAAAAUUUGAAUGUGUAUGCAAGAGUGAUUAUUAUAUAAAGAUACAAACGUCAAUAUAUCAAAUAUAUGUAAAGCAAUAAUUAUUUCUCGAAAUAUAUUGCUUUCUAAGUCGGGUAAUAGCAUUUGACAAAUAUGGCCAAACAUCAUCCAGAUUUGAUUUUCUGUCGUAAACAGCCGGGAGUCGCUAUCGGUCGACUUUGUGAGAAAUGCGAUGGCAAGUGUGUCAUUUGCGAUUCUUAUGUGAGACCCUGCACACUAGUCAGAAUAUGUGACGAGUGUAAUUAUGGUUCUUAUCAGGGACGUUGUGUGAUAUGUGGAGGUCCCGGCGUAUCGGACGCGUAUUAUUGUAAAGAAUGCACAAUACAAGAGAAAGAUAGAGACGGCUGUCCUAAAAUAGUUAAUCUAGGAAGUUCAAAGACAGAUCUCUUCUAUGAGAGAAAGAAAUAUGGAUUUAAAAGAAGAUAAUCGCAAGAUAUUGUAUUUCUCUAUGUAAUUUUGUUGAAUGUAACAUUGAGCAUCAGCUUCAUAUCUGACCAUUUGAAGUCUGUAACAUCCGUCCUCAUCCUGUGUAUAAUGGAAGCGUUUAUGUCCACUUGGUAAUUGCAAUUGAUGAGUUUCUAAAAGAUGUUUAGUCAAUCUAUAACUCUUCCGAUACUUAAUUGGACAUUCGUGACAACAGUACCAUCGCACCACUAAGCUGUGUACUCGUUCUACAUGCCUAUAAUAAAUUUGAUAAUUGCAAUAAACAAUUAAUAAAACAA
Messenger RNA from Cataglyphis hispanica, 816 nucleotides. It is a transcript of the gene Phf5a, whose product is annotated as PHD finger-like domain-containing protein 5A. Gene Ontology annotation, cellular component: U12-type spliceosomal complex; U2 snRNP; precatalytic spliceosome. NCBI's taxonomy places the organism in Eukaryota, Metazoa, Arthropoda, Insecta, Hymenoptera, Formicidae. The record is from RefSeq and is a predicted model, not a curated record. The coding region runs from base 188 to 520 and encodes 110 amino acids. Gene Ontology annotation, biological process: mRNA splicing, via spliceosome. The transcript is spliced from 4 exons.